AUGUCUGCUUUGACUUGCGUAAAUGACGAUAACGAAGGCAUAGCAUACGACUUGCGUUGCCUUCCUCGAAUAUAUUUGUUCACACCAGUUUUGAACGAAAAGAACGAAAAGUGGGACAAUACAAAUAUCACAGUGAAAAGUGUGUUGGAGAUGCAGUCGAAUUCCUCGUCAAUUUCAUCACGGAAGAUUAAGAUUUCAUUUCAUGAUGCUGCUGCAGCUGCACCGAAUGAGUUAGAGGGACCAAGUCGAAAAAGAUUUAAAGAAAUUAUGGCACACUUGUACAACGAAAAAGAUGGGGAUGAUAAAAACUUGAAGAAAAGAAAGCUGUCUGAUCAAAAAAUUGGAACAAAAAGCCAAGGAGAGAUAGAAAAAGGUAGGAGUAAACCAUUCCUGAAGAGGGUCAUAAAUGUUGGUUGGCAUCACAAAAACCAUUUUGAUGCUCCUUAUGAGUCCAUGGGAAGUGCAAUAGGACCAAAAAUAAAUUUAAACGGAAAAGAAGACUAUCCCAUAGAAAAAUUAAAAUCAACACUUUUACUCCAGUAUAAGAAUGAGGAAAACAAAUAUUAUUUUGAAAAUUGCAUAAUCAGUCUCGGCAUGUCUGACUGCAGAGUUUUUAUAUCCAGGAAUCAUGAACAAAAUGUAAGCAUAGGGCAUACCGAAAAGCAAUUAUACGAAGACCUAAGAACUCCAAAGGCUGAACCAAAAAAUGAUUCUUCCGAUUCCAGAAAACUAAAGAUCGACUUAUUGAAAAAACCAAGCGUACCUUCACCUUCUUACUCAGAGCUGAUUAAUGCCUCCUUAAGUGCAUCUCUCAGCAACAGAAAACAAGCUGGACAUUCACGUGAGCAACAGGCAGAACCUUUCUCCUCGCUUGUAAUUUCGGAAACAGAACAAAGAAAAAAAGAACUAGAUCACUUUAAAAGACCAUUGGAUUAA
This is a messenger RNA of Belonocnema kinseyi, 936 nucleotides long. RefSeq lists its product as uncharacterized. The coding region runs from base 1 to 936 and encodes 311 amino acids. The transcript is spliced from 5 exons. The record is from RefSeq and is a predicted model, not a curated record. Lineage: Eukaryota; Metazoa; Arthropoda; Insecta; Hymenoptera; Cynipidae.